AUGUUUCAAAUUCCCAGCAGACGACUAUUCCACACUUCAAUUACCCAAUUAUCGGAAUUUUCACACAUUGUCAUUGGUGGAGGUAUAGUUGGUGUAGCAACUGCGUCUGAACUACAACAACAAUCAGGAAAUAAUGUUCUUCUUGUUGAACAACAUGAUAAUUUGGGUCAAGAAACUACAUCACGUAAUAGUGAAGUAAUACAUGCUGGUUUAUACUACCCUAAAUCAAGUUUAAAAGCACAAUUAUGCAUUGCUGGUAAGAACAAGAUUUACCAAGCUUGGAAACUGGGGAAUUUACCUGUUGAUUUACAACAAUGUGGUAAAUGGGUUGUGGCUCAAGAUGAGGCCGAAGAGGAGUAUUUGCAUAAAUUGGAGUUAAAUGCUAAGGAGUUGGAUGUUCCGGCGCAUUUUGUACCUAUAGAUAAAGCCAAGCAGGAGUAUCCACUUAUAUGUGCCGACAAAGCCAUACUUGAAAGUCCCACCUCGGGAAUCAUAUCUGCACACGAAUUUGUCUCAUUUCAUGAAGCCAAUUUUGAAAACAGUGACGGAACAGUCGGAUUGAAUAGUAAAGUGGUUGGUGUAUCAUAUAAUCCAGGAACUUCCAACUAUACGGUUACGCUUGACAUUGAUGGAGAAGUGAUGGAAAUCACUAGUGAUAAUAUAGUCAACUCAGCUGGAUUAUUUGCUGCUGAUAUAGCCAACAUGAUCCUACAUCAGGAAAAACACUAUAGCUACUACUACGCCAAGGGGAAUUAUUUCAGUUACACUCCAGAAGUACCCGUUGGACAACGAAUCACAGAUAAAUUAAUCUACCCAUGUCCUAAUCCUAAUGCAUCUUCACUAGGCACUCAUUUAACAUUAGAUUUGGGCGGUCAAUUGAGAUUUGGACCUGAUUUGGAAUGGUUGGAUGUUGCCAACGCUAACGAAAUCGAUUAUACACCAAACCCACGCAAUUUACAACCAGCUUAUGAAGCAGUCAAACAAUAUUUCCCAGCAAUUACGCCUGAUUCAUUAUCCCCUUCGUAUUCGGGAGUACGACCAAAGUUACUCUCAGCGGCGGAAAAUAAACAAAAAUUCGCGGACUUUGUAAUUAGAGAAGAAGAAGGAUUUCCCGGGUUUGUUAACCUCUUGGGGAUUGAAAGUCCUGGAUUGACUGCAGCUUGGGCAAUAGCAGAUUACGUAAAGAGCAUAUAUCAUAGAUAG
Molecule: messenger RNA, 1203 nt
Organism: Lodderomyces orthopsilosis Co 90-125
Lineage: Eukaryota; Fungi; Ascomycota; Pichiomycetes; Serinales; Debaryomycetaceae
Exons: 1
Coding region: 1-1203 (400 amino acids)
Cellular component (GO): mitochondrion
Molecular function (GO): (S)-2-hydroxy-acid oxidase activity; (S)-2-hydroxyglutarate dehydrogenase activity
Source: RefSeq, a predicted model, not a curated record